AUGGAGGCUUUGGCGCCGUGGCUGAUGAUGGUUGGCGGUGGCCUGCGUCCGACAAGACUCCGCCCCGGCGCACAAAGGCCAGCCAGGACGACGCAGGCGUGGCUGCUCAACAACGUCCCUCACCACUGGUCGCCGGACUUGUGGCCGCCCUCCUCACCUGACCGCAACCCCCUCGAUUAUUUCUUCUGGGGCGUGAUCGAGGCCAAGACCAACAAGCACGCACACAAUACCGUCGACUCUCUCAAGGCCGCCAUCGUGGCAGAGUUCGCCGCCGUAGACAAGGACACGGUCGCCAAGGCGUACGAAUCAUUUCGCCCUCGGCUUGAGAUGGUCGUCGCCGCCGACGGCGGUUACAUCGAGUAG
Molecule: messenger RNA, 363 nt
Organism: Amphibalanus amphitrite
Lineage: Eukaryota; Metazoa; Arthropoda; Thecostraca; Balanomorpha; Balanidae
Exons: 2
Coding region: 1-363 (120 amino acids)
Molecular function (GO): nucleic acid binding
Source: RefSeq, a predicted model, not a curated record